Iphiclides podalirius (scarce swallowtail) is the source of this 591-nucleotide messenger RNA. NCBI's taxonomy places the organism in Eukaryota, Metazoa, Arthropoda, Insecta, Lepidoptera, Papilionidae. The record is from the annotation of a GenBank genome assembly.
AUGUUUAAUUGGACAUCGUCAUUAGUGUUACUUGUUUUGUUAUUGGUCGAGUGCGAGCUCAAGGAUCCGAGCAAUCAGUGUCCCAACGUUAAGGCAUCUUUGGGUUCGUUGAGGAAGCGAAGGCAUCUAACUUUUCCGGAUGGCAGCAACGUUGCUCUCACCAUAUCACUCGUAAAGGCUUUUAUGACACACGCGCCAUCAGGGUGGAAUAUUGCCAUAGAAAUAGACGUACUGUAUCCACUACCGAAUUCUAACUUUACAAAUGCACAUUUUAGAAGAAAAAUUCAUCAUAGGCAGAAGAGGGAGUUCUGGGAUAGGAUGCAGACGGCGAUGGACUUACAUAACUUAAAUGGCCGCGCUUGCGUGUUAAGGAGUAUUUGCGAGGCCGAAACGUAUCUAGCGCCACCCGGCAAGUCGCUAGUGCACGAUAUAUUGAAAGCACUAUUCAAGGCACCGUUGCACGAUGCCGAGUUUGCGGAGGAAGUGGGCGACGCUUAUAAUGAGUUACGGGACCCCAAUUUCUGCCAGCGCACCGUAGAUUGUCCCUUCUCCAUUCUACAUUUCGUGCUGGCGUUGAACAAACAAAAAUAU